UAAAAAACAAGGAAGAUUAAAUAAGUAAUUUGAUCUUAACAAAAUAUUCGGUAUUAAACUUCUACAAUAUUAUAUUCUUUUGAAAAGGUACUUUACUUAAAUUUAACUACCAUUGAAAGAAGUUUUGAAGGAAGUUUUAAUGUAAACUCCCGACAAGGAAGUUUCUGAAGUUGUAUAAACUACAGGCUGUGAAAAUCUCCGCACAAAGUUAUUCAUCGAAUUCGUUGAAUUAAUACUUUAAAGUUAAUAUUUAAUAUAUUAAAUCGGUAGACAUUAUAUUUUUUUUCGGAUUAUCUUUUUAAAGAUAGAUGGGCAAUGGUUGCCUUUAAAGACCGUGUACGGACGGUGUUCCGGUUUUGGACCACAGCACAGCGAUAUGACGUCACGAGGGAAAAAGUGGAAGGACGAAAUUGGAGGAAAAACAUGAGGGUUGUUUUGAUUGCAAGCACGGUGACCGUUGCUGUACUUUUAGUGGUAAUGUCAUUGGUGUAUCUUAUAUUAAAUUACAAAUCGGAAAGUGUAUCUGACCUUGACACUUUACGUCAGUACAGGAAACAAACGGAAUCAAUCGUCCAAAAGUGGAUACAGGAAAUUUACGUGCUGAAAAAUAAUACUACAACAGGUUACCCAACCUCUAAUUCCUUUGAUGUAAUAUCUCGUAAUGGAUAUAUCAUGCAAGAAAUAGUAAAGAAAAUGGCUGUGAUAAAAAUAGUAAGUCUGAAUGACUUAAAGUCAGACGAAAAUCAUCAAAACAUGUUCAAGGAGAUAGCUCGUGACCUUUGUCAACCGGAAGUAGUAUGUGGGAACUAUGCACCGUAUCGAACUUUUGACGGAAGUUGCAAUAACUUGUACAAUACACAGUGGGGAAAGACGGGAACGCCUCAGAGGCGUUCACUUCCGGCAGACUAUAGUGAUCAAAUAGGUGCACCGAGGAUGUUCGGUAAGAGUGGGAGCCCGUUGCCAAGCCCCAGGAUCGUGAGUAACGUGAUACAUUCUCCAGGCCCAAACAGACGCAAGGACGAACAAUCAACAGUUAUGGUGAUGGCCUUCGGACAGUUUAUGUCUCAUGAUAUAGCAUCAACACCAAUGAUGGACGGUCAUCAUUCCAGUGUCAUAAAAUGCUGCGAAAACUAUCAAAACGGGAAACUAAAUGGACCUUUCCAGGCGUGUUUUCCUGUGCAGGUUCCCAGAAAUGAUUUGUUUUUCAAUGACUCUACAUGUAUGUCCUUCACCAGGUCAGCACCGGCUGUAUGUGACAAGUGCGAAAUAUGUGGACGGGAACAAAUUAAUGAAAUGUCAUCCUAUAUUGAUGCCAGUCAGGUAUAUGGUAAAUCAGAAGCUUUAAGUCGUCAAUUACGUACAUUCUCUCGUGGUGCGCUUCUAGUAAAUGAGGAAAAUCUUUUGCCGAAACAAAAGACUCAGAGUUGUACAUUAACAAAACAAAAGCAGUAUUGUUUUAAUGCUGGUGACGGCAGGGUAAACGUAGUACCAAAUCUGUCCACAUUACACACGGCAUUUGUUCGUCUGCACAACAGAAUUGCGGAAAGACUGUCAGAAAACUACAUAUAUAGCGACGACGAAAAACUGUAUCAAGAAACUAGAAAGAUUCUUAUCGCCAUCAUGCAAAAUAUUGUAUACAAUGAAUACCUGCCCACCAUUUUAGGAGAAAAAUACAUGAAAAUGUACAACUUAAGCGUUAGUCACGGUUUUGUCAAUGUGUAUGACCGUUCUGUAGACGCUAGCAUAUCAAAUGAAUUCAGCACGGCAGCGUUCCGCUUUGGUCACGUAACUGUUCCAGGUGACCAAUCAUCUUUGAACAAUCAGUAUGAUACCGAAUGCGUUUCUCCUAUUGAACAAACUUAUCAUAACCCUAACUUGACCUUUUCGUACUGCGAUGGGCUUUCCAGGUGGAUGGUGCAUAAUAAAGGAGUUUCGCCAGACGGAACAUUCGACAAAGGUGUUCGAAAUCUUCUUUUCCUAAAGAAUAAAGUAAGUUUUGAUCUUGCUGCUUUAAACAUCCAACGUGGAAGAGACCAUGGACUGCCAUCAUACAAUCAUUGGCGUCAAUUUUGUGGUCUGCCAAAAAUAACAGACGAACAAUUCAAAACACAAGGGAACGCGUUUGGUGACUUUACUUCAGAGAAUGCCGAUCUAUUUAGAAAUAUAUAUAGUCACCCGGAUGAUAUUGACCUGUAUUCAGGCGGGGUUAAAGAAACGAACGAACCAGGCGCACAAGUUGGUCCAACAUUUGCUUGUUUAUUAGCUCACCAGUUUAAACAGUUAAAAUACGGUGACCGGUUCUACUAUGAAAACCCUUUGAAAAUUACAGGCUUUACAAAAGAUCAACUUGCAUCCAUAAAAAGUCAGAGUUUUGCUAAAGUUUUAUGCGAAACAAUGAACAUUUUAGAAAUACAGUCAAACGUGUUCAAACCAGUUUCAGACAGGAAUCCACUUCGAAAGUGUUAUGACUUGAUAGACCUUAACGUGAAUUUGUGGACAAGAUAUUAAACAGAAUGGAAUAAAUCAUGUUUCUCUAUCAUAAUCGUGCAAUAACCUAUUGUUCAUGUACAUGUGUGUUUGAAAUAACCAUUUAAACAUUGUGAUAUAACAAAUAUACAAUCCAUAAUACUGUGAUAAAUCAUGUCCGAUUAUUUCAAGUGUUCUGUGUUUUUGAACACAUAGGAGUGUGUUCGUAAAACAACAUAGAAUUUAACACAAAGUCUGCUGGCGACAACGAGACCAGUGCGGACAAAAAUCAGCCAGCACGACUGUCUGUAUAUAUUUAAUAUUUUGUUUUCUGAUUUUCCCUAAAAAAAAAUAGAUAAAUGUUCUCUUAUCCAGUUUGAAAUAUGGACACGUUAUUCCAUUUAAGAUUUAACGCUCGGUUAGAGUAAAUAAUAUUUCUGGAAAAUUGUUUAGGUGUUCGUAUAAACAUACGUUAACAAGUAAAUUUCAUCCCUGGAAAAAUGUUGUCUUUAAAGGCUCAUUAUGCCUCAGAAAUCAGUAUUUUUUAAUUCUUUAGUAAUGUCAAACAUUUGUUUCAUAAUGUUUUAGUAAUGGAUUUAGAGUUAGAGUAUGUUAGAGGGUUACACGUGAAAAAAAGAAGUGCUGAACAUGCAUGUAUAGAUCGUAAAUGUAGCAAAUUGUAAACAAAGUAGUAUUUGACCUCAAUACUAAAUACUAGUCAAUAAUUAUACCAGUUGCCAACAUAGGUAAACAUGUAUAAUGUUUUUGGAAACUGUUACUAGAUACCAACAAUAAGCAGUUUUUGUGAAAACAAACUGAUAGCAUUUAUUUGGCAUAAUGGACAUUUAAGUUACAUGACCGAUUAGAAUAAAUCUGCUGAUAGAUUUGUUCAUCGUUUUGACAAAAAAUAGUUUGCCUCUUUUCUAUCAAGUAUAAAGUUCGAGUUAGAUAUAUUUAAACAAUUGUUUUGAUCAAAAUUUGAUAAAAACGUAAUAAUUUUUUAAAGCUUGAAGUUAUUUUUCUUAAUGUGAUCAUACAUACAAAAAUUAUAGCAAGACGAAAAGGCUUAUACGUUUUCCAAGAAUUUCUAGUUCGAUUUACUUUUUUUCUUGUCAUUUCAUGCAAGCAACAUUUUGGACCAUGAAAUGAAAGUCAUUUUUUUCGAAAUCAUAGGAAAUUGACCAUUGAGUUUAAAUCCUUUAUCAUCUUUCAGUAUUCAUUUGUUUUGACAAUAUUCAUACAACUUAAGGCGCAGUAUUGUUCAGAAAAUAUUUUUGUUUUCUUUUUUAUGAAGGCAAAACAUGUGUUUAAUCAUAUUAUAUACUUAUCAACGGAAGUGAGUAGUGCUGUGUGUGAAAUAAUGUGCUAUAAAGGUACUCAAAGCUAUAUGGUCAAUGAAUGCUUUUUCGAAACACCAAAAUGAAAUACAAAUAAAGUUUUUGAGAAACUAAAAGUAAAAUCAUUAUUUUGGAGCUUAUGUUACAUUUAUGAUAUUAUCAUUUUCACACACAGUGCAUCUAAUAUGUUUAUAUGUCCCCAUUUUUAUCAACAUUUUAGCUUAUUUAUAAGCGGACUCAUGACGUUAAUAUCUAAUUUAAAUUUAAAUUUAUAAUUUGAAUUUUAUAUGCACAUUUUUAUUUCAAAUGAAUAUAUGAGCGCAUAAAAAUGCUAGUUUUUUUAUGAUUCUAACGCUUUAGAUAUUUUAAUUUAUAUUUCAUUCUAAAUAUUCCAUACUAAAUAAAUAUAAGAUUUCAUAAAUUAUCUUAUUUCCUUUUGCAGUUUAAACUCUUAAUCGCAUCUUCUCGGCCCUUUCCGUCAAAUAUCGGAUAAGAUUGUCAUCGAUAAUAGCUGAGAGGUGCCGAUUAUUAAACUUUUAAUGUAAAUGUGUUCAUACUGAAUACGAUUGACAUAUGUAUAUAUAUAUAUAAUUAAAUUCUUUCAAAUUUCAUGCUUUUUCAUAUCGAAAAAGAAGGACUGUAAAAUAAAUAUACAAAAUCUUUAUUGAUUUCAAAUUUUACUACUUCGGCUCAAAGCCUUAUACCGUUAUAUUCAUAUUUUAUAUGUUAACAAUAUAUGUGUUGUUCAUGAUAUUUUCUGAAUAAAUGGUUUGUCUAAUAAAUUGUUUAAAAAUCAUUUUUAUUGAAGUCUGUACAUAGCUUUCUUAUGUUUGUAAAGUUUUAAACUGUUACUGUUUGAAUGAAAUUAAACUUUUAUUUAAAAUAAAGAUUUUUUGCUAAUAUA
Molecule: messenger RNA, 4707 nt
Organism: Ruditapes philippinarum (Manila clam)
Lineage: Eukaryota; Metazoa; Mollusca; Bivalvia; Venerida; Veneridae
Product: chorion peroxidase-like
Exons: 15
Coding region: 316-2508 (730 amino acids)
Biological process (GO): response to oxidative stress
Molecular function (GO): peroxidase activity; heme binding
Source: RefSeq, a predicted model, not a curated record